GUGGAGCGGUGGUGUGGUGGUGACACUGCGCCCCAGGUCCGUAUUUUGAUCAUGGUGCUCUUGACGUCAUGUGAAAUAGAAUUAUUGUUCUCUGUGCCUGAGGCCUUGCCAUAAACACUUCCAAUCAGGAACCUCUUGUUAGAUUUUAUUUUUUUGUUUAUAUUGUUAUGUUUUCGUAUUUCCUUCGGAAAGGGUUGUGGGUAGACCCCCACUGAGUGUCAUUUGGAACAGGUUGUUUGGGUGCAGGGCAUUGGCAUAAGUGUGUCAAUCGGUGGCUGGCCGCGGUUAUUGACGGGGAAGAGGUGUCUGGGGGACCGAACAGAACGAACGGUCGUAGUCUGGACGGAACGAGAUGCAGAGGCAGCCAGGGAGGGGAGGCUGCGGCGGCGACAGUGUCACGAAAAGAGAAGAAUCAAAACAAAUACAGUGAAAGCGACUCAGACCUCUCUAUCUAGCUUUCUCUCUCUCUCUCUUUCACUCUCUCUCUCCCCCUUUCUAUCCUUCGCCUCUCUCUUCUCUCACAUCUCUCCCUUCCACUUCUCUUUGCUCUUCAUCUCUCUCCUCGUCGAUUACCUUCUGCCGCUGGUGCCGUCUGCUCAUGGCAUUGCCCUGCACGGGGGUCUGUCCACUAUCUUCGCGCUCUGAUGUGUUUUCCUCGUGGAACAGCGGCACGAACGCGAGGGCUGGUGUAGUCUCUGCUGUAAACAUGGGAUGACCUCCAUCAUGACUACAUUGUACCGCAUCGGGCUGGCGUCAGGGGAAGGCCGGAGAGGGGCGGGGUGACGUGGCCCUUGUAAGGAGCCCCUGGGGUGUCCAGGACCCCCAGGGGAGGAUCGCCCUAGGCGACCCAAGUGACACGCGCCCACGCCCCGCGCCCUACACAACCCCCACGCCUCGUCAUGAACAUCGCCAAGCUGCGCCACACCCUGAUGCGGUCUCGGACGCCCACGGGCGCCGAGAUGAAGCAGCAGAACAGCUUGGAGGUGCCGCCACAGAUCCGUUCAGCGUCCUUCGACGAGAUGCAGCUGAAACCGGGCCGCCGAGAGUCGUCGUCGUCGUCCUCGUCGCCUGCAGAGCGGCAGUCGUUUCUCCUGCGGGUGCCAUACCUGGGGCCCAAGAGGUCCAAGAGCUUCGACUCCGGCUGCGGCGACGUGGACGACAGCUACCCAUCGUCCCGCAAGAAGAACUCGCGUCCUUUGUCACUUGACAAAGCGAGCCAGCAGUGCGUCCAUUGUAUCUAUGUAGAAGAGAUCGCGCGUCGAUGCAGUUGCGACGGCAGGCGAAUCCCUUACAAUAUGUCGCUUGAUUUUGUUAGCAGUUUAGACAGUUCGAGAGAAGAAGCCGAAGAUGAAGAGGAGGAGGAAGAAGAGGAGGAGGAGGAGGAGGAGGAAGAAGACUGGGACGAAAACAGUUCGAGCGACGAGUUGCACGAGGUCAUCUGCGGCAUCAAAGUGACUCUCAGUCCGAAUUCGCCGUCGUCGGCGUCCCCUACGAACGAAGACAUACAGAUCCCCACGUCUGUAGUCACAUCCCCAAGAAGCAAGACAGUCUCGCCCAAACUGGAACGCCAGCCGGCUGUCUUUUGCAUGAACACGAGUACCGAGCUCAGCUCGCAGGAAAACAGUUUCGAUUUAAGCGAUGGCGGAUACAGCCAUCACGGGUCCUUCAUGUAUUUGGGUUCCUCGAGUGAGUAUGGGGAUGGUGAGCAGAGUGGAGAGCAAGCAGCUAUGGAGCAGCAAGCAAGAACUGUCGAACCAAAGGCGAGCGAAGAUUCAGGGACUGGCGAAGGAGCCGAGGGGCCAGAUGGGGCUGAGGUGACAGACGUGUUUUUAGAAGUCCCUGCUCGGCGGGACCGGGCAGCUUCCCUCGACAUCUCCUUCGCUAGCUUCCCAAAACCUGAAGAGCUAAUGAUUAAAACGGGCACGACAGGCUUAACGAGGUCCUGCUCCCUUGAACCGCCCAAAGCUCUUCGCUCGAAAAGCAUCGACAUCGAAUUACCAACAGAAGAAGAUGGCAAUUAUAAGGUGGUUGUGACCUCGCCGAAAACUGCCAGGAAGGCCAUCAAUUCUGAAGUGGAGAUCCAGUGUGAGAAUGGCGAGAGGCGGGUUUUGCGAUCAACCUGCGACUGGAUGGAAGGGGCCAUCAAUGGCGACCAUCUGUGGUGCCCCACUUCCGCUUCAGGAGACUUCUGCUACGUCGGCGAGGACCACUGUUGUAAAUCUGGCCCUCGUAUGAAAUGCUCUGCUUGUAAGAUCAUAGCGCACACGGGUUGCAUCGCAUCUCUUGUGGAGCGCGUCAAGUUCCCUUGUAAACCCACGUUCCGUGAUGUGGGCCCUCGCCAGUACAGGGAGCAGACCGCCACCCACCAUCACUGGGUGCAUCGCCGCAACCAAAAAGGAAAAUGCAAGCAGUGUGGCAAGGGGUUCCAGUCAAAGCUAUUGUUCGGAUCGAAAGAAAUUGUGGCCAUUAGUUGUUCGUGGUGCAAGGCUGCCUAUCAUAAUAAAGAGAGUUGCUUCAACAUCAGCAAGAUUGAGGAAACAUGUUCUCUUGGUAUACAUCAGAGCAUCAUCGUGCCGCCAUCUUGGAUCGUUAAACUGCCUCGACGCGGCUCAUUUAAGUCAUCUCUGCGAAAGUCACCCAAGAAGAGAGCCUCCACUAAGAGGAAAGGAAGAGACAAGGAUGACGAAAAGGCCGACUCUAACGGUGAGAAAAUUGAUGGUGAAACCGAUGAUGAGGCCCUCUCCACUGAUGAUGAGCUGGAAAACGACAAAGACACUCGGACGUUUGCCAUCAAGCCUAUCCCCAAUGCCAACAUUCGGCCUCUCAUCGUCUUCAUCAAUCCCAAGAGCGGAGGCAACCAGGGAGCGAAGCUCAUGCAGAAAUUCCAGUGGCUUCUCAACCCUCGCCAGGUCUUCGAUCUUACACAAGGUGGACCUAAAGCUGGGCUGGAAAUGUUCCGUAAAGUGACCAACUUGAGAGUCUUGGCAUGUGGUGGUGAUGGCACCGUAGGUUGGGUCCUGUCGAUUUUGGAUCAACUGAACUUCAACCCUCCUCCUGCAGUAGCCGUGCUUCCCCUGGGUACUGGAAAUGAUCUGGCCAGAGCCCUGGGAUGGGGUGGAGGAUACACGGACGAACCCAUAAGCAAGAUCUUGUGCAACAUUGCCGAUGGCGAAGUGGUGAGCCUGGACCGUUGGAAGUUGGACGUCGAGAAGAAUGAGGAAUGCGAACCAACGGAGGAAGGAAAGGACAAGUUACCUCUUAACGUUGUCAAUAACUACUUCUCAUUCGGUGUUGAUGCUCACAUCGCCUUGGAGUUCCACGAAGCUCGAGAGGCCAACCCUCAGAAGUUCAAUUCCCGUCUCCGCAAUAAGAUGUUCUACGGCCAAGCAGGAGGCAAAGAUCUUUUGCAGAGAAAAUGGAAGGACCUUUCAGACAACUGCACAGUCGAGUGUGACGGGAAGGACGUCACCCCUAUCCUGAAGGAGCAUAAAGUCCACGCAGUAGUUUUCCUCAACAUUCCGAGUUACGGGUCUGGAACACAUCCUUGGAACCGGAGUACAGGGAUCGAACAGCAUACAGAUGACGGCGUCAUAGAAGUAGUCGGUCUUACUACCUACCAGAUGCCCCUGUUGCAAGCGGGUGGUCACGGUUCCACCAUCUGCCAGUGCAAGACUGCGAAGAUCGUGACGAAGAAGACCAUUCCGAUGCAGGUGGAUGGCGAAGCCUGUCGACUCAAUCCUAGCAUCAUCCAUCUCACCCACCUCAAUAAGGCAUCUAUGGUCACCAAAAAGAAGGCCAAAUCUGUCCCGACGCAGCACUUGGAACAGCUUCGCCUGCAAGUGUCGAGGAUCACCAUGUUCGACUACGAGCAGCACCACUACGACAAAGAGAAGCUUCGCAGCGCUUCCUUCCCUCUGGGUCUCAUCAUGAUCGACCAAGACGCCGACCUGGAACAGGUACGCAAGCACAUUAACAGGAUGAUGGAGGAAACAGCACACAAGGGACGAUCCACGAGGCCUCUCUCUGAAAACUGGUGCUUCCUCGACUCUUGUACAGCAGAAAGGUUCUUCAGAAUUGAUCAUGCACAGGAGCACCUUCAUUAUGUCACUGAUAUCUGCACAGAAGAUCUCUUUGUGCUUGAUCCUGAAAUUACCGACGCUACAUGCAUAGGUGUUCGAGGAGAUAUUAGCGUGGACAACGACCUAGACCAUAGUGAGCGGAUGGCCAUGGUAAGCGACAGUGACUCGGGAGUGGGCGGCACUGAUGUGGAGCUGCGCAAUCCCGCCUCUGCCCUCAUCACUAGUCAAGAAUCUGUCGACAACGGGGAUGAUGACAGCAUGCAUGAUAGUCGGUCAUCUUCCAGUAUGCAUGGUUCUACAUCAUCUGUGCCCUCUUCCCCUCCCAGCCUGCAUGAUCGUGUCUUUGGUCCUGAGUUCUUCCCUUCCAGCCACUUGCUAGAGAAGAACUCGGAUGGAAUCAUAAAGGCUGCAAAGCAAGGAGACCUAAAGUUGCUGAAAGACCUCCAUGCGCAAGGGUUCUCGCUCCUGUCGAUCGAUGCGCAUGGGCAAACAGCUCUUCAUUUUGGCGCGCGACAUGGCCACAAGGACAUUGUGCGAUAUCUGAUUGCCUCAGCUCCACCUUCUAUACUGGAUAUGGUAGACACAGAGAAAGGUCAGACAGCACUACACCAGGCUGCGCAUAACCGGCGGCGCACAGUGUGCUGUAUGUUGGUAGCAGCGGGCGCUUCUCUCACCAUUAGGGACCUGCAAGGCAACACUCCAAGGGCCUUGGCUCAACGCGCUGACGACCAAGAGUUGGCAGCUUAUCUCGAGAGCCAAGAGAAAUUCAGUCAGCCCAACAAUAGUAAUCUGAAUUACGUUGACUAAAGUGCCAACAAAAAUUUACAAAACCUUCCUUAUUAAUGGCCAGGAGCAGUUUCAGACCAUGGUGCAUGAAGAAUUGGAGACAACUGUAUGAUUGAAGCUUUUUGAGAGGUGUAAUCGAGGAACUGUUCUUAUAGAAGUGCUAUAGUUUCACAAUGAAAUGUCUAUUUAGUUUUUAACUCCUAGAUUACAAUAUGAAAUCAAAGGAAAUUGGAUACGGUACCUUUAAUUACUUUUCAGGCUUUUGCUUUACUUUAAUUUCAAAAUUAGUACCUAUAAUACUGUAGGUACAUAAGUUGGUUAAGCUUGGAAAGCUUUAUGUUUUAAGAGAUAUUCUGUUCACUGCAAAAUUUCACAGGAUUUGGUGUGUUAAGACUAAAGGACUCUAUGUUUUGUGAUCAUUGUUUGGUUCUCAUACUGUUGUUUCCUUUCCUUGUCUUUUGUACCUACAACAAAGAAGAGUUGUAUUGCAGUAUUAUAUCGCUUGCAAGUGUAUACCUGUGGUUGGUGCUUCUAAGCAGACUGGAAACUUGUUAAUAGAUACCCUAAAAAUAUAUACAGAUGUUUAACAUAGCUUAAAAAAAGGAACCAGACUAUCAGUGUGAAGUGGAUGCAAGGACAUUACGUACUAAAGUAUUAUGUGGUAAAAGGUCCGGAAGCAUGUGAACUAACGACUGCUUUGCUGCUGGUCUUCCACUGUGAACGUUUGUGGACCGUGAAAUGACGUGAUGCUGGUUGCUAACCUAAGUCAUUCCAGUAGUUAUUUAUAAAUGGAAAUAACAUAUUUGUGUGUUUGUGUACCUUAAAAUAAGGGUUCUUUAAAGUUCAUGUGUAGGUUUUUUGAACCCCUUUAUCUUAAGUAUUUAACGCCCACAUCCUGCAUACAGUAAUUUCCCCAUAAUAAAAGCUUAGUGUCCCAUCGUGCUUCAAUCAUAUGAUAUAUAUAUGAAUAUAUAUAUACAUAAAAACAUAUUUUUUAAGGUUAUAUCCAUUUAAAAUUCAAUCAAGUAAGUGUAUUUUAAUAUUGUUGUUUUCCCAUGGUUACUUUUCUUGAAUAGUAUCCGUAGAUAGGUAUGUGCAGUUUGGACAUAUCAGUAUAGUAGUAAUUGUAGUUCUUGUUUUAUCCACAAUAUUGGUUCUUCUGAAGAUCUUUCCUGUAUACGGUUAUUUUUUUCCUAUAUCAGGUAAGAGUACAUGUCGGUUCUGGAGUGACAUUAACAGUAUGGAUAGGUAUCGAUGGGUAAUGAGACCGGAAUAUGAAAAAUAUGGUAUAUUGUCACUGUUAUGGAUUAACUUUGCCAAAUCACACAGUUUUGUGACCAAUAAAAAAGAUGAAGUUGCUAAAUAAAAUAUUUAUUGAUUUAAGUCUGGUUUAGCAUGGAAAUGCUAGUCUGAAAUGCUUGGUGGCGUUCAUACGCUGUCUCCCCCCAAAGUGCCAAGCAUGAGUCUAGUGCUGUGUUUGCCAACCAUAUAUUAUUAGUGACAUUGCUUGCUUCUUUGCAGUUUCAGGAUGAUGUUUAAGGACAUACAGAUGCAGUGCUACAUUAAAAGUAUUGUAUUAACUGUUGUAUUACUACAGUAAAGCAUGAAAACUUGGUUUUUCAGAGGUCGAUUCUUGAAUAUUGACUAUGAAUUGAUUUUGUAUAAGGAUCUUUAACCAAAGAUUAUAAUUGUAAUAUUAGUUAAAGUUAAGUGACCAUGUUAGUCAGUUUUUGUUUUUAGGAAGAUUUGUCUGCUGCUCUGAACUGAAGACUCCUUGUUAACCAUCUCCAUGAUUAAAAAAAUGCAUGAGAUUGUAAAGAUGACGAGCAAUGAAUAAUCAACUGAAUAAUUUUAGACACCAAAAUAGAUUUUAGUCAUAUAGAUUUGUUUACCUUCAUGCACUAGUGUUAAAGUCUACUAAAGAGCCAUUGUUAACAGAUACUAAGGUAGAAAUGAAAGGUUAGAUAUUAGUGUGUAGUAAAACUGUAAUCUGUCAGUAGCAACACUGUAAUCUGUCAACAGUCGCUCCAAUGAAAAUGAGGGGAAUAGUGCAUUGGGGUCAAAUCGCUUGAUAUCUUGCUUGUAUGUAAGUAAAAAAAAAUUGUAACCAUUUCAUUCAGAGGGUUGAAAUAAACUGCUCUAAAAUUACCUAAGUAAAACUUAAAAGUAUUAAGAUUUUUUGUACAGGCAAGAAUAAGAUGCAAUUUCAUCUUUUGUAAAAAUAUAUGAAAUUACCUUUGCUUUAUACCAACUGAAUGAGCUCUGACAAGAAUGGAUGUGAAUUAUGAGAAUGGAUUCAGUGUUACUGAAAAGUUUUGAAAAUUGAAAAAAAAGAAAAAAAAAGGCCCAUAGCUCUAAAGUAGUUUUUAAUGUAAUUUAUUUAGCUCAUUUUCCGCUAUGCAAUAGUUUCUUUUCUCCUUCGAUCUGCCUAUUACAUUCCUAAAACCAAAUUCAUUUUAUUGUAAAUCUAAAACUUGUUUGAGGUUUCAUCUAAAAUUUCUUACUAAAUCUGUGAUCUUACCAAGUGCUGAGAAGUUCUCUUCCGACAUGUCAUUACUGAAUAAACUUUUAGUCUUA
Molecule: messenger RNA, 7442 nt
Organism: Macrobrachium nipponense
Lineage: Eukaryota; Metazoa; Arthropoda; Malacostraca; Decapoda; Palaemonidae
Gene: rdgA
Product: eye-specific diacylglycerol kinase-like
Exons: 25
Coding region: 900-4886 (1328 amino acids)
Biological process (GO): intracellular signal transduction; lipid phosphorylation; diacylglycerol metabolic process
Molecular function (GO): ATP-dependent diacylglycerol kinase activity; protein binding
Source: RefSeq, a predicted model, not a curated record